Molecule: messenger RNA, 4882 nt
Organism: Schistosoma rodhaini
Lineage: Eukaryota; Metazoa; Platyhelminthes; Trematoda; Strigeidida; Schistosomatidae
Source: the annotation of a GenBank genome assembly
AGGUACUGGGUUCGAGUCCCAGAGAAAAAAAUCAACUCUGAUAUGCAGGUACAUCCAGUUAACGAGUCCCAAAGAGGAUGAAACGCGCGUCCUGGAUUAAACUGCUUGCCACAAUUCAUCUUUGUUUAAAAUGUAAACACUAUUGAAACGUUUCAAACUAUAAUUUUGAGACAAUUAUUCUGUGCCCAUUCAUUUUCAAUGUCCUUUUAACUGAUAUACAAAACUCUCUUCAUUUAAUCAUAACACCUAACAAAUUGUCAACCUUAUUAUUAUUCCCGAUUUUCUCUUUUAAUUAGUAUCAAUCGUUAAUGCUUUAACUGUUAUUAUAGUCACUAAUAUCAUUAGUUAGUUUUUUUUUUUUGAUGUACAAAACAACUUUCAAAGGUUUUUUUUUUAGGACUUGACAUUAUAAGUGUCAAACUAGCUAUAAUUCUAUAUGUAUGUAAUCACACUAUGUAGGUACACAUAUUUAUACAUGUCAAUAAAUGAUAAGGUUUCAAAGUGAAAAAAUCCUAUCCACCUUCCCCCCCCCUUUAGUAAUAAGUGUACAGUUAUGGUUAAUUCAUGUCAAGAAGUAAAAAAAAAAGAGGAACAUACAUUUCAUUUUAUAUUCUCAUUUUAUUUCUUUUUAAUGUAUGUAUGUAUGUUUUGGUUACUUAUAUUUGAUAGUUAUAGUUAUCAUUGAAAAUAUUAAAGUCAUCAUAACGUUGAUUAGUUAGUUAAUCAGUCAUAGAUAAUAUAUAGAAUAUAUCAUGAAUAUGCGUAUCAGUUUAAUUUGUCAUACUUUACAAAUAAUAGAACAAUAAAGUGAAACGUAUGUAGAAAACUAAAUAUAGAAAGUAUGUUUCCAAAAUCACGAUCAAGAUUGUUGAAUAUCGGUAAACAAUAAAACUGAUUUAAGAUGGUGGUUGGAAGUGAUCAACAGGAAACCCUGGACCCGGGUUUCCUGCUACUUAACACUCGUCAGCAAGAUGUACAUGUAAUCUUGAGGGAACUAGUGCUCCCUGACGAAUUCGAUCCCGUGUCACUCAGCUUCACAGUCAGAGACGCUAUUCGGGCCGCGACCGACCUCCUGUAGGACUGAGAUGCAAGCACAAUUGACACAAACGAAAUUGAGUUCAAGAUUUCUGAUGAAUAUUAAACGGACUGAGAUUUCAUUAUUGUGACUGAUUUUGAGAUAUGUCAUUUUAUAUCUAAUGAAAUUUCCAAACCGUGUUUAUCAUCUCAACGACAUUCAGUUAUAUCUCAAUCUAUUAAAAAUAAUACUGUAUCUAAUGACGUCAACAACGGUAAUAAUGAUCGAUUAGAAUCUAAAAUUAAUUCAAUAUCAAAAAACUGUUGUAUUGUUGUAAAAAAGGAAUUUGAACAAACAUGCGACAAAAAUCAUUCACAAGUCAAUUGCGAUUCAUCUAACAAAAGAUCAAUAACUGAUCCAGGAGAUUAUUUAUCAAACACUGAAAAAAUUAAACAUACUAAGAAUAAAAUUGAUGGAAAAACGAUUACUUUUAUGGAUAAUAAAAAUCCAAGUGUCAACCUUCACUUAACUGAAGAUACUCAUAGUACACCUAUACAAAAACAAACUAGUUAUCCAUUUAAAGCAAAUACAUUUCGUUCAGUUAAAAAUAAACAUAAAAAUCAUCAUAAAACUAUCAGUAAACAACAAUCGCAACAACAACACCAGCAUCAACAACAAAAACAUUAUGAAAAUGAGAUGAGUUUAAAACCAGAAAUUAAAUUAAUUGAUUCAAGACCAAGAACAAGAUUAUGUAUUCAAUCAGGAAUAAAAACUCAUACAAAAACAAUGACACUACAAAAAAAUUUAAUCACUGAUGAUAGUUUAAUUAGUGAUGAUUUAAAUAUGACCGGUUUUAUUUCAUUACCUAAUAAAAACAUAUCAACAAGGAAAGUAACCAGUAAAUUACCAACAUCACCAUCAAUGCCAUUACCAAAAGUAAUCUCUACUGAUAUAUAUAAUGUUAAUUUAUCUGAAAUAGAUCAUUAUAGUGAACCAUAUAAUAGUAGUAGUACAUGUGAAUCAUUAAUUGAAUAUAAACAAACAGAUAAAUUAAUAAUGGAUCAUCAAAAUGAUCCUGAUUUAACUAUGAAACUUGAUAGAAUUGCUUGUGAAAUUGGAUUAUUACAUGAUCAAAGAAGAAUAAGACGUGAAAGUUCAUUAUCUUUGCAAUAUGAUAUUGAUGGUUUAAUGUCAAUAAAUAGUCCAUGUUCAGAAUCAAAUCUACCUAAAGCUGAUUUGGAUCAACUUUUAACACUGGAAAUAUCAACCACUCUUUCUAAUCCAGCUUAUGUUAGUUCAUCUAAAAAUGAAACAACAACUGUUCAAACAAUUUCAACAUCUUUAAAUAAUACAAAAAUUGCCGACUCAAGACAUAGAACUCAUUUAUCUCGAGUUGAUUCAUCUUUAACUGAUGCUAAUAAACUCAAAUCUCAAAGUCGACCAAAUAGUACAGGCAGUCGAAUUAUUAAAGAGUUUCUACGACAUAUAUCACCAAAAUUAGGACGUAGUUUAUCAAGAAUUUCUAGUAGAAAAAAGUCUGAUAAUCAAAAAUCAAACCAAGAUAAUCAUGAAACAAAUUUUGAAAGUCCUCAGUCUACCUCUACUUCAUUUGAACGUUGUAAAUCAGAACGUAUCUAUCCAAAAAAAUCACUUCUUCGAUUCAUUCCACGUUGUUCAAGUCGUUCAAAAGAACGUAAAAGGAAGCAGAUCUCAACUACAGAAGCAAAUACUCAAAUCAUUCCACCAUAUUCAUUGAAUGCAAAUAUUAUAAGAAGUGAUACAAAUAAAGCUACAAUAGAUGAGGAUAAGAAAUCUAACCAUUCAUUAAAGAUCGAACAACAAUUUCCUUCCUUGUCUCAUAAUCAUCACCGAAAUCAGUAUUAUUCACGUUAUUAUGAAAAUGAUUUCAACCAGCAUCCACAAUCACGUCCUGCAAGUAUCGCUUUACCAGUUGACAAGGAUAGAAAUGAUGAAAUUUCAUUUCCAACAUAUAACCAAUUACAAACCAAUCGUCAGAUUAAUCUGAAUAACAUUCCGAAAAUUAAAGAAUUCGAUCAUUUGACUUCUGGUGAUCAUCCAGGACCGACUUACCUUAAUGCUGCAUUAAAUGCAUUUGGUUAUGGUUGUAAACCAGACUGGAAACAUUUUUGUGUUUCCCCAUCAGCUAGACGUUUAGCUCAUGCAAGACAGUCAAUGAAAGUAAAACAAAUUGAAAGCAAUCCAUGUAACAUAACUUUAUCCAACGAUAAUAAAGAAAAUGAUGAAAUUUUAGACAAUAAAAAUAGUGAUUAUGAUGAUCAUGAAACAACUGAUGAGAAAUGCAUGGACAAUAACCUUAAACAAACUAUUGAAUAUUCAUGUGAUAAUGAUCCAAGACAAUCUGUUGAAAAAUCGAUAAUAUUGAAUAAUGAUCAUGGUGAUAUGUUUAUUAAACAACAACACCACCACCACCAACAACAACAACAUAGUAACCAAUAUAGUAAAGAUGAUUUAAUAAUUUUAUCUGAUAUAUUUAGUAUAAAUCAAGAUACUACUAAUAAGAAUAAUCAGUAUAAUUCUAAUAAUGAUUCGGAUCAAUUAUUGAUAAAUCUUGGAAUAGAUGAUAUACAUAAACAGAAGAAGAAAAAGAAUUCCUAUAAUAUUCUAUCAGCUAUUAAAUCUAAAACACCACCUAUAAAACGUAGAAAUACUGCAUUUGCUAUAAAAGCUAAAUCAGCUAAAUUAAAACAACCAUUAAAUGUAUUGUUACCAGUUAAUAUUCGAUGCCAUAAUAAACUGUCAACAGUAAUAUCUAAAACUAAUGAAAUGGAUUGUAUUCAAUUAAGAAAGAAAGAAGAACUUACAACUUUAUUUGAAAAUGAACAAUCAUUAACAAAUCAAGAUAUGAGUACAAGUACUACUACUACUACUUCUACUGUCAGUAAUAAUAAUAAUACACCAUCGGAUAACUUGUCAACAUUAUUCUGUCCAUUACUAUCUGGAUCAACGAGAUUUGAUGAAAUUGAUGAAUCUAUGAAGAGGCUUUCAUCUUCUUCAAAUGAAUUAUAUUAUCAAUCAGAUAUUGUACAUAAUACUACUAAUAAUCCAUUUGAAUGUAUUAAAAAUUCUGAAAGUACUACUACUCAUUUAGAAUUAUCAAUAAAUAAUGAUAGAGAUUAUGUAAUGAAUCUAUUGAAAUAUGUACAAACAUUUGAAUGUCAAUUAAUGAAUGUGAUUAAUCUAGCAAAAGGGAUGGUUGAUCAGAAUAAUCACACUAUAAAUGACAAUCUAUUAGAUUUAACAAAUGAAAACCUAAAUAAUGAUGAAUUAUUGACAGGUAUUGGUCAUAUGCAAAUGUUAAUUAAUGGAAAUCUUACAAUGUUGUGUAAAUUAUGCAAAAUUUACUUAGAAACUAAUUUAAAUAUAAAAAAACAACAGUCAAUUGAAUAUAUUCCAUUAAAAAGUGAUUUAGAAGGUUAUUGGAAUUUAAUAUUAUUACAAUAUAAACGAUUGGAAACACAAUUUCCAAUAUUAAUUAAUUGGAUUUCAAAUGAUUUUCGUGAUAAAUUACAAAUACUUAUUAAAGAAUCCCUUAGUGAUCUACCUAGUUGUUCAUCUGAGUUUAUUAAUUCUUCAUAUAUGAAUAAAGAAUAUAAGAAGAACUCUAUUAAACAAACAAAUAUAACAUCAUAUAAAAAGAAAUUGUCUGGAGCCAACAAAAAUAAUAAAAAAUCUAUUGACUUACAUAUAACAAUACAACAACGUAUCCGUAAUGCUCGGAAACAAAUGUUAGAAAAACAAAAAAAUCAAAUUAUGGUUACUAAGGAAAAUGAUAUUGAUGAUCAAUCUACAUACAAAAAUACAUAUUUUUAUACUAUUGAAUAUUAG